UCAACAUUUUAGUUCAGAAUAAAUACCGCUUAGUUUCGGUAAACAUAAAAAUCUUUCCAAAUUGUGUAGGGUGAUUUUUUAGUUCAGACACAAUUCGAAAUGGCUGAAAUCCUGGAGGAGUUCAUCACCCUAACGCCCUUGACUUGUGUGCAACAAUGCAAUGCCUUGCUAGGCCCAACAUCAGGAAAACCGAGAAGCUGCUUUGUAUUUUUUACACUAUUUGGCGUUUACUGCGGCGUUCUCAUCUUUCGGACGUAUCGUACAUAUUCCUCUAAGGAAGAAGGAGACAGGGAGAAUAUAACAGAAGGAGUUACCCUUGAGACUAAAGCGGAAAAUUUGAACAUAGGACCAGGCCCCAGUCUAGUGAAUGAAUUUGUGGAGCAAGCGAAGCCGAUUCUGUUGCAGCCCGUCGAGUUUUCCAGUACUGACAUGAGAUGGCGCUAUUGCAACCACUUGCCGGAACCGGAACUAAAAUCAGAUUCUGAUAGUGAAAACGGAGUAACCGAGAGAAAUGAUAUUGAUGACCUCGAAAGAAUGAGCAAUGUUGUAGAUAAUAAUGAUGAACACAAGCCGGCUGCAUCCACAUCGAAUGCAACGACUCAGGCCCAUGACGAUAACGCCGAUAGUGAACACGUCGAGCCCACACUCUUCUCGGUGUGAUUUACAAUAAAUUUAAGCAAAUCUGUCGUGUGAUUUACAUUGAAAUAAAUCAACUUUUAACACCCUU
Drosophila santomea is the source of this 727-nucleotide messenger RNA. RefSeq lists its product as uncharacterized. Bases 100 to 660 code for a protein of 186 amino acids. The transcript has 2 exons. The record is from RefSeq and is a predicted model, not a curated record. Lineage: Eukaryota; Metazoa; Arthropoda; Insecta; Diptera; Drosophilidae.